CCAUUGUAUACAGCGGAGGAAACCCUGUGCCGUGAGCAGCCAUCUUGGAUAGACAGAUCAUACUUGAGCCAGGAUAACCUGCAUUCCUCUUCUGAACAGCUCAAGAACACAAAGCUCAAAAGACUUAAUUUCUGAGCAACCAUGGCCACUGCACCGUACAACUACUCCUACAUUUUCAAAUACAUCAUAAUCGGGGACAUGGGGGUAGGGAAGUCAUGUUUGCUCCACCAGUUCACAGAAAAGAAAUUCAUGGCGGAUUGCCCCCAUACGAUUGGCGUAGAGUUUGGUACAAGGAUAAUUGAGGUGAGCGGCCAGAAGAUCAAGCUGCAGAUUUGGGACACAGCGGGGCAAGAACGCUUCAGGGCAGUCACCCGCUCCUACUACCGUGGAGCUGCAGGGGCGCUCAUGGUCUACGACAUCACCAGGAGAAGCACAUACAACCAUCUCAGCAGCUGGCUGACUGAUGCCAGAAACCUCACCAACCCCAAUACUGUGAUCAUUCUCAUAGGAAACAAAGCGGACCUGGAGGCCCAGAGGGAUGUCACGUAUGAGGAAGCGAAGCAGUUUGCUGAAGAGAACGGUCUGUUGUUUUUGGAAGCCAGUGCAAAAACAGGUGAAAACGUUGAGGACGCCUUCCUGGAAGCUGCGAAGAAGAUCUACCAGAACAUCCAAGAUGGCAGCCUGGACCUGAACGCCGCAGAGUCAGGGGUCCAGCACAAGCCCUCGGCCCCCCAGGGCGGUCGGCUAACCAGCGAACCACAGCCCCAGAGGGAAGGCUGCGGAUGCUAAUGACCAAGCAAACCCCCUUCAUCCUCCCAUUCCUCCAUCUGUCUGUCCUGCCCGCCCUCCCUCAACCAUCCCCCCUUCAUCCACCUUCGUACGUCCAUCCACCCUCACUGCACCAGGGGCUGCAUGAGAGCAGGGCUGCGGAGGAAAGGAACGGGGGAUGGAUAUCGACUUGGGCCAGACUAAGCUGGACUGUGUGGACUACAUCUCCCCCUAUCUCUCUGCCUGUCUGUCUCCCUUCGUUGCUGUCUUACUCCUCCUCUCUAAACUCUGUCAGUGUGUUGUCGUCCCAUAACGCUCCUCUUUCGCUUCCCUCCACUCUUUUGCACCAUUCAGUCUAGUUCCCCUCCAGUCAUAGUAUCGUAGACGCCACCACGCAUUACUGACACUUUAGAUAGAUGUAACAUUCAUACGAUAAUGGUAAACCAAGACUGUUUUUUUUAUGUUUGGUUUUAUAGCUAUAUAUGACAUGUAAACGUUGCAUUAAAUUUCAUCCACCACUGAUCAGUUGUGUGUGACUAAACUCCUGAGGUCUCAUGCGUGGUUCACCAAUCAGGCAUUUUAUGUUCUCCUGCAGUUAAUUAUUGCAGGAUUGGACAGUGGAGUAGUGCAUCAUGCAGGUUGAGGCUCUUCAAUGCGUGUCAAAAGAAUGUGUAGCCGAGUGAGCUUUUUCAGCAGGAUUCAAACCUGCUUGUGGCUUUUAAUUCUGUUUCUGCUGCUCGACACGAAGAGAGUUCCUUUGCCAGAUGGCGAUGAUGUUCUCAGGAGAGAGGGAAAAUAAUAGAAAAACAGGAAUUGUCGACAAAUUAAAGUAAUUCCUCAGUCUCUCCUAUGAGAUGACAGGAAGGAAUAGUGGGUGUUUUCUUGCUAGUCUGUGUGUUAAGUUGGAUGAUUUUUGGUGUAAAGAUUCCUUCACAUCAGUUUCUUUGCACCAGCUCUCCCUCGCCUCACCCAUCUGAUCCCAAACCUUCUCCCCCAGGUCAUAUCAACAAGGUUUCUGUCUUUACCAGCAUUUUCUUUGUCAUGGUUUGUUGCCUUAUAAUUCAUGUUAUUACUCUUUAAUCUUUAUUGUAUUGCUGCACUUCCUCUUCACCCUGCUAUUGGACUCACCCCAAAUAAAGCCACUCUUAGAUUCAUUAUUGCAUCUUACUGGAGAAUAAUGUAAAAAUGCAAGUGGUGGCUUACGUGGUCAAGAUAUCUCAAAGGUAUCAGCGGCAUGGUUUUUAAACUGUCAACACUCCUUUAUUUCAAGUAGUGCACUGAAGAGCUGAUCUGUUUCUGACUUGUAUAAUACAACACCAAGCAGCAUGUCCCCUCCCCUCAAUACAGUGAAAUUGUCAAAAUCCAAUUAUGUUUGUAUUGUUUCCCCCCACCCAAAUACAAUUUUUCUGUACGAUAGAGAUUCCCUGAUUGGACAGCUGUAUAUAUUGCUUCUUAACUAUUGGUGAUUACCUCGCUACUUUCCAAUUUAUACAUUUAUUUGCCGGCUCUGCCAAGAUCUGUACAGUUGAUGUGCUAGUGGGUUUCCUGUAAUUCAUGCUUGGGAAAUUCUGUAACAUAGUUUCUAUUAAAUGUAUGUAAAGGACACCCAGACACCCCCCCCCCCCGCACACUACUGAACCUGUCAAUUGGUUGAGGGGAGAGGAAGUGGAUUGAUAUGAUGUGCAAACUAGUAUCUAAACUCUUGAUUUCCCCUCAUUACUGUAUGGAGUGGAGAACGAGGCACUUGUUUUUCUUUUUCCACCCGAUCAUCGCUCCUCCACAUGGGAGGGGCCUGCAUCGUUGUCUUAACUUUUGGGGAGUGGGGAUUUGUUUGUUAGUGGUAAGUUGGUGGGCGGGGUUUGACUGUUUCCACUUCCUGCUUCUGUCUGUCCACAAGUACAAAAAAGUACAUAUGUAUAAAUUUUUAAGGAGCUGUGCUAACAUUUAAAUGCGUUCUUGAGUGUAUAUGAUUUUAAAAUGUUGACAUUUUGAUUUUAAUGACAAAAUACUCUAGACAGAAAAAAAUAAAUUAUACAUAACCUGU
Messenger RNA from Cyclopterus lumpus (lumpfish), 2812 nucleotides. It is a transcript of the gene rab14l, whose product is annotated as RAB14, member RAS oncogene family, like. Gene Ontology annotation, cellular component: trans-Golgi network; phagocytic vesicle; recycling endosome. Gene Ontology annotation, biological process: endocytic recycling; defense response to bacterium; phagosome maturation. The record is from RefSeq and is a predicted model, not a curated record. Bases 142 to 789 code for a protein of 215 amino acids. The transcript has 8 exons. Lineage: Eukaryota; Metazoa; Chordata; Actinopteri; Perciformes; Cyclopteridae. Gene Ontology annotation, molecular function: GTPase activity; GTP binding.